Molecule: messenger RNA, 2505 nt
Organism: Miniopterus natalensis
Lineage: Eukaryota; Metazoa; Chordata; Mammalia; Chiroptera; Miniopteridae
Source: RefSeq, a predicted model, not a curated record
AUGGGAGGACUGGCGGCCGGGGGCGGCUCCCCGAGGCCCGGCGCGCUGCUCCGGGGCUGCCCCGCGCACUGUCAGUGCGAGCCCGACGGCAGGAUGCUGCUCAGGGUGGACUGCUCGGACCUGGGGCUCUCGGAGCUGCCCUCCAACCUCAGCGUCUUCACCUCCUACCUGGACCUCAGUAUGAACAACAUCAGUCAGCUGCCCCCGAGCCCCCUGCACGGCCUCCGCUUCCUAGAGGAGCUACGUCUCGCCGGAAACGCUUUGACAUCCAUUCCCAAGGGAGCAUUUGCUGGCCUUUACAGUCUUAAAGUUCUUAUGCUGCAGAAUAAUCACCUAAGGCAGGUACCCACGGAAGCUCUACAGAAUUUGCGAAGCCUUCAAUCCCUGCGGCUGGAUGCCAACCACAUCAGCUACGUCCCCCCCAGCUGCUUCAGUGGCCUGCAUUCCCUCAGGCACCUGUGGCUGGAUGACAACGCUCUGACGGAAAUCCCUGUGCAGGCUUUCAGAAGUUUAUCGGCACUGCAGGCCAUGACCUUGGCCCUGAACAAAAUACACCACAUACCAGACUAUGCCUUUGGAAACCUCUCCAGCCUGGUAGUUCUGCAUCUCCAUAACAAUAGAAUCCACUCUCUGGGAAAGAAAUGCUUUGAUGGGCUCCACAGCCUAGAGACUUUAGAUUUAAAUUAUAAUAACCUUGAUGAAUUCCCCACUGCAAUCAGGACACUCUCCAACCUUAAAGAACUAGGAUUUCACAGCAACAAUAUCAAGUCGAUACCUGAGAAGGCAUUCGUAGGCAACCCUUCUCUUAUUACAAUACAUUUCUAUGACAACCCUAUCCAGCUUGUUGGAAGAUCCGCUUUUCAACAUCUACCUGAACUGAGAACACUGACUUUGAAUGGUGCCUCACAGAUCACUGAGUUUCCUGAUUUAACUGGAACUGCGAGCCUGGAGAGUCUGACUUUAACUGGAGCACAGAUCUCAUCUCUUCCUCGAACUGUGUGUGAUCAGUUACCUAAUCUCCAAAUGCUAGACCUAUCUUACAACCUGCUGGAAGAUUUACCCAGUUUUUCAGUCUGCCAAAAGCUUCAGAAAAUAGACCUGCGACAUAAUGAAAUCUAUGAAAUUAAGGUUGACACUUUCCAGCAGUUGCUUAGCCUCCGAUCUCUGAAUUUAGCUUGGAACAAAAUUGCCAUUAUUCACCCCAAUGCAUUUUCUACUUUGCCAUCUCUAAGAAAGCUGGACCUAUCAUCCAACCGCCUGUCGUCUUUUCCUGUAACUGGGUUACAUGGUUUAACUCACUUAAAAUUAACAGGAAAUCAUGCCUUACAGAGCUUGAUAUCAUCUGAAAACUUUCCAGAACUCAAGGUUAUAGAAAUGCCUUAUGCUUACCAGUGCUGUGCAUUUGGAGUGUGCGAGAAUGUCUAUAAAAUUUCCAAUCAAUGGAAUAAAGGUGACAACAGCAGUACAGACGAUCUUCCUAAGAAAGACGCUGGAUUGUUUCAAGUUCAAGAUGAGCGUGAUCUUGAAGAUUUCCUGCUUGACUUUGAGGAAGACCUGAAAGCCCUUCAUUCGGUGCAAUGCUCGCCUUCCCCAGGCCCCUUCAAACUCUGCGAAUACCUGCUGGGGAGCUGGCUGAUCAGAAUUGGCGUGUGGACCAUCGCGGUCCUGGCCCUCACCUGUAACGCCCUGGUGGCCUGCGCCGUGUUCCGAGCCCCGCUGGGCGUGUCCCCCAUCAAGCUGCUGAUCGGGCUCCUGGCGGCGGCGAACCUGCUGACCGGGGCGGCGAGCGCGGCGCUGGCGGGCGUGGACCCGGGCGCCGCCGGCUACGCGGUGGCCCUGGUGCUGCUCAACGCGCUGUGCUUCCUCGCCAUGACCGUCGCCUACACGCAGCUCUACUGCGGCGCGGACAGGCCGGGCGCCGAGGCCGCCUGGGACUGCGCCAUGGUGCGCCACGUGGCCCUGCUGCUCUUCACCGACUGCGCGCUCUACUGCCCCGUGGCCUUCCUGGCCUUCGCCUCCCUGCUGAACCUCACCUUCGUCAGCCCCGAGGUCACCAAGUUCAUCCUCCUGGUGGCCGGCCCGCUGCCCGCCUGUCUCAACCCCCUCCUGUACAUUCUCUUCAACCCCCACUUCAAGGAGGACCUGGGGGGGCUGGGGAAGCCUGCGCCGCGCUGGGCCCGGCCGAGGCGCCCGAGCCUGCUGUCGGUGAGCUCGGACGACGCGGAGAAGCGCUCCUUCCUAGCAACACACUGGAAGCCCCGGAUUUUACUCUUGGAUACUUCGACCCGUAACUCCUCUUCCCCACCCCCCACCAGCUCACACUGCUUUUAUGAGUACCUCAUUAAUCAGUCACCCAAAGUGAAUGCAGUGAGCUCGGUCUUCCGGAGCGGGUCACAUUCGAAAACCGAGGCACCCCUGUACUACCGAGUAUCCUCUGCUCUACAUCGUUUUACGUUUCCACCGCUGGGACCAGAGCUUCUGCCAGGUUGGGCCUCAUUACAGUAA